AUGACCCUCACACCCAAAAAUGCAGAUGACAGCUGCCUCAUAAAUCAAACUGUCCCGGCGGAGGGGGGUUUAUUCACCUCUUCACCGGUGCACCUUGACGAAAAGAGUCAACUUCCUAAUAUCAAUCCCAAUUCUGGUGGGGGCCCAGAAGACCAAACUGGACAUUCCCACCCCGUGGGAAAUGCAACCGCAGGUGUAGCCUCUUCAUCUUCAUCCUCUCUAUCCAACGGUGAUGACGAAGAUGAAUUCCCAGAAGGAGGCCUCGAGGCUUGGCUUAUUGUUCUUGGUUCUUUCUGCGCCAUGAUGUCGGUCUACGGACUCAUCAAUGUCGCUGCAGUCUUCGAAUCAUACUUCUCAACUAACCAAUUAGUCGGUUACAACUCAUCCACCAUUGGCUGGAUUUUUAGUGUGUACUUGUUCAUCGUCUUCUUCGCCGGCAUCCAAGUUGGUGCCGUCUUUGACAGGUAUGGACCUAGAUGGCUAGUUGCUGUCGAAUAUUACCAAAUCCUUCUCGCGUAUUCCGUACUUGGCGGCCUAGGAGGCGCCUUACUCAACGUGCCGGCCUAUGGCGUGAUAGCGCACUUUUUCAAGGAGCGUCGAGGCUUCGCGACCGGAAUCGCCGCAACUUCCGGAUCCGUUGGUGGCAUCGUAUUCCCUAUUUUCAUGCAAGCUGUCAUUCCUAAGCUGGGUUUUGCAUGGACCACCCGCAUCAUCGGCUUCAUCCUACUAUUCUUAUCUGUCAUCGCCAACCUACUAGUGCGGUCUCGACUACCCCCUAGCAUCCAUCCGCUUCGCGUGCUACCCGACUGGUCCCUCUUUCGCGACCUUAAAUUCACGUUCUGCUGCGCUGGUAUCUGGUUUAUGGAGUGGGGCAUAUUCACCCCACUGACCUACAUCGUUUCGUAUGCCGCGGCCCACGGCCAAAAUCCAAACGACGCAUACACGCUCUUAGCACUGCUCUGCGCGGGAUCCUUCUUCGGUCGGUUCUUACCGGGGUUCCUAGCGGAUAGGUUUGGCAGGUUCAACGUGAUCACGUUAACAAACGCGCUGUGUGUGAUUACAAUCCUGGCCUUCUGGCUUCCAGCGGGUAACUCGCAUAGUAUGCUCCUCGCCUUCGCGAUUACUUUCGGCUUCGCUUCGGGUAGUAAUCUAGGGUUGUACCCUGUGUGCAUUGGCCAACUAUGCGACGCUCGCGACUAUGGUCGCUUCUUCUCCACGGCCAUGAUGGUCGGUAGCUUCGGCACCUUAAGCAGUCUCCCUAUUGCUGGUGCGCUACUAGGCGUCGGGAAGAAUGAAGAACAGGGGUGGCUGGCUCUGAUUCUCUUUGCGGCGCUGUCUUACUUCAUCGCUAUGAGCUGCUUCCUCGGCGCUAGGGUGCUGGCAGUUAGUUGGGGAGUGAAGAAAGUAUACUAA
Hypoxylon trugodes is the source of this 1413-nucleotide messenger RNA. Its product is annotated as MFS general substrate transporter. Gene Ontology annotation, cellular component: fungal-type vacuole membrane. NCBI's taxonomy places the organism in Eukaryota, Fungi, Ascomycota, Sordariomycetes, Xylariales, Hypoxylaceae. The coding region runs from base 1 to 1413 and encodes 470 amino acids. Gene Ontology annotation, biological process: transmembrane transport. Gene Ontology annotation, molecular function: transmembrane transporter activity. The record is from RefSeq and is a predicted model, not a curated record. The transcript has 2 exons.